CGUGCUCUAACGAUUUUCAAGUUAGAUACCUUAAAAGUUGCGUAAAAUUGAGUAGAUCAAAAAUCCGUAAUAAUAUUGGGUGGUGCAUAGUCAGUUUUCGCGAUACGAGCAAAAAUGUGCGAAUUUUUUGCUAAUUUUGGAUUUUAACUCAAACUCGUCCAAAUUUUGGCCAAAUAUCACCGGAAAUUGGUGAACCUCGCGAUCAACAACGACUGCCUCGGGGUGGACCACAUGCCAAGCAGUCUAAAUUUGUGGCGGCGACACGACGGAGUUCAAUCUUUUGCGACGAAGACGACCGAUAAAUGCCGGGUUGAAGGGAACUUUGCGGAAUAUGUCGUGCAAUUACUCCCCUCCGUGAAGAAACUUGACUUGAAAUUCGGGCAGUGUGGCAACGAAGCGAUGGAACCGUUCAAACUGUGGGAUCUGGACGAGGUCAAGCUGGUCGUGCGGCAUGAGCACGUGGCCGCCGGGGUGGUCAGCGUCCUAAGGAAUGUAGUGGGUUGGAAAGGCGUCAAAACCGUCCAUUUCGAGUGCACUGAGAUCAGAGAAAACGACUUUUCUGACAGUAUUCAAUAUGUCAUUUUGUUCGUAGAGGAUUUAAACGCGUGGAAAUCUCGGGAGUUGUGGUACCAGAAAUUGUUGAAGUCAUAAUGCGACCUAUUUUUGAAGCUGGUGGGACACCCGUACAUUUUCUGGGAGGUGUGCAUCAUAAUUAAAUUAGUGGCAUGUGAGAAACUAGGUGACAAGUAAUUAGUGCCGUUUUUACUGUUUUAAUGGUGCAGAUUUCAUAAAUACAUGCUUUCGUAAAAUUUGAAUAAAAGUUGUACUAAUAAUUUAAA
Folsomia candida is the source of this 839-nucleotide messenger RNA. RefSeq lists its product as uncharacterized. The coding region runs from base 232 to 651 and encodes 139 amino acids. The transcript has 3 exons. NCBI's taxonomy places the organism in Eukaryota, Metazoa, Arthropoda, Collembola, Entomobryomorpha, Isotomidae. The record is from RefSeq and is a predicted model, not a curated record.